Molecule: messenger RNA, 3641 nt
Organism: Lacerta agilis (Sand lizard)
Lineage: Eukaryota; Metazoa; Chordata; Lepidosauria; Squamata; Lacertidae
Gene: OSBP
Product: oxysterol binding protein
Exons: 14
Coding region: 149-2560 (803 amino acids)
Cellular component (GO): intracellular membrane-bounded organelle; cytosol; membrane
Molecular function (GO): sterol binding
Source: RefSeq, a predicted model, not a curated record
GAGGGUUGGGUGACGGCGCGACGCGCAUCGUUUGGGGGGAGGGAGAAGCCAAGGAGGAGGGAGGCGCUCAGCCUCCGGCGGUUCCUGGUCUCUCGUUGGCCGAGGCAGUUCGAGGCUCGCGAAGGCGGCGGCGGUGCUGCGCGGUGCCAUGUCGGAGUUACGAGCGGCGGGACCCGGCCCAGCGACGACGCCUGGCGGAGCGGGCGGCCCCAUCGCCUCCAUCCCAGGAGCGACCAGUGGGCCCGGCCCAGCGCCCCCGCUACCCUCUCCCGGGCCCGGUGGCGGGCCUGGCGGCGGAGGAGGCACCCUGGGCCCUGGGGGACCGGCCCCAGGGGGGGUGGCAGCCACUCCAGGGGGGAGCUCUACUUCCGCUUCCGGGUCCACCAGCUCCACUUCCGGGUCAGCCCGCGAGGGCUGGCUUUUCAAAUGGACCAAUUACAUCAAAGGGUAUCAGCGGCGCUGGUUCGUGCUGAGCAACGGGCUCCUGAGCUACUACAGAUCAAAGGCAGAGAUGCGACACACCUGCCGUGGAACCAUCAACCUGGCCACAGCUAACAUCACAGUAGAGGACUCCUGCAACUUCAUCAUUUCCAACGGAGGGGCACAGACCUACCACCUGAAGGCCAACUCAGAGGUUGAGAGGCAGCGCUGGGUCACAGCUCUAGAGCUGGCCAAGGCCAAAGCUGUCAAGAUGCUGGCAGAAUCAGACGAGUCGGGUGAUGAAGAAUCAGUGUCUCAGACUGACAAGACGGAACUGCAGAACACUUUACGCACCCUCUCUAGCAAGGUGGAGGAUCUCAGCACCUGCAACGACCUGAUUGCCAAGCACGGGACAGCCUUGCAGCGCUCGCUCAGCGAACUGGAGACCCUCAAGCUGCCUGCCGAGAGCAAUGAGAAGAUCAAGCAGGUCAACGAGCGCGCCACCCUCUUCCGCAUCACGUCCAAUGCCAUGAUCAAUGCUUGCCGAGACUUCCUGAUGUUGGCCCAGACGCACAGCAAGAAGUGGCAGAAGUCCCUUCAAUAUGAGCGAGACCAGCGCAUCCGUUUAGAGGAGACCCUGGAGCAGCUGGCGAAGCAGCACAACCACCUAGAAAGGGCCUUCCGUGGAGCGACAGUUCUACCAGCCAAUGCCCCCGGCAGCAUGGAUUCUUCUAAAGAUCGAUGUUGCCCAUCAAAAGGAGAUAUGAGUGAUGAAGACGACGAUAAUGAGUUCUUUGAUGCUCCUGAGAUCAUCACCAUGCCUGAAAGCAUGGGCCAUAAACGAACAGGAAGCAACAUCAGUGGUGCUAGCAGUGAAAUCAGCCUCGAUGAGCAGUAUAAACACCAGUUUAUGGAAGACACCAAGAAGGAGAAGAGAACCCGAAUUCCUCACAAACCAAAUUACAGCCUGAACUUGUGGAGCAUCAUGAAGAACUGUAUUGGCAAGGAACUCUCCAAGAUUCCCAUGCCAGUGAACUUCAAUGAGCCCUUAUCUAUGCUGCAGCGCCUCACAGAGGACCUGGAAUAUCACGAGCUGUUGGACCGGGCAGCCAAGUGUGAAAGCUCUCUGGAGCAGCUCUGCUAUGUGGCUGCAUUUACCGUAUCGUCUUACUCCACCACAGUCUUCCGCACUAGCAAGCCAUUCAACCCUCUCUUAGGGGAAACCUUUGAGCUAGACCGGCUGGAGGAGAACGGCUACCGUUCCAUCUGUGAGCAGGUGAGCCACCAUCCUCCAGCUGCUGCCCAUCAUGCUGAUUCCAAGCACGGCUGGACCCUUCGUCAGGAGAUUAAAAUCACCAGCAAGUUCCGUGGCAAAUACCUCUCAAUUAUGCCCCUUGGUACCAUCCACUGUAUCUUCCAUGCAUCUGGCAAUCACUACACAUGGAAAAAGGUCACCACCACAGUGCACAACAUCAUAGUCGGCAAAUUAUGGAUAGACCAGUCUGGUGAGAUUGAAAUUCUGAACCAUAAGACUAGUGAGAAGUGUAUUCUCAAGUUUGUUCCGUAUAGCUACUUUUCAAGAGAUGUGGCCAGAAAGGUUACUGGAGAGGUGUUAGAUCCCUCAGGAAAAGUGCACUUCGUGUUGCUGGGCACCUGGGACGAGAAGAUGGACUGUUUCAGGGUGACAACCAGUUUGGAGAACGGUGGCGACAGCCGGCAGAGACCACACGAAGCAGAGGACAGCAGGGUCAUGCUGUGGAAGAGGAACCCACUCCCGAAGAACGCUGAGAACAUGUACUAUUUCUCCGAGCUGGCUUUGACGCUCAAUGCCCCAGAAAGUGGCACUGCUCCCACGGACAGCAGGCUUCGGCCUGACCAGCGACUCAUGGAGAACGGGCGCUGGGACGAAGCCAACGCAGAGAAGCAGCGCCUGGAGGAGAAGCAGCGCAUCUCCCGCAAAAAACGUGAAGCUGAGGCCGUGAAGGCGACAGAGGACGGAACUCCUUAUGAUCCCUACAAAGCAUUGUGGUUUGAGCGGAAGAAGGAUCCUGACACCAAGGAGGUGUCCCAUGUGUACAGGGGAGGCUACUGGGAGAGCAAAGACAAACAGGACUGGAGCAUGUGCCCUGACAUCUUCUGAGCUGGAAGCAGCAGGACUAUUAACAAGGAUGGAGGGGAAAGAAGAGGGUAGUGGAAGAAGGAUGGAGGGGGAGCGGCUGAUCAUGUGACUUCCUGCCUAGUGCUUUCCUCACCGAAUCUGUCUGUCUUAACCAAUCACUUGUUUUGAAUCAAUCACCCAAAGCAGAAUCCAGCAGUGGUGAUUGGCUGGGUUGCCUUAGCUGAUUGAAGCCGAAGUUGGUGUCUGGAUUCCUGGAUGGCUGGGGACAAGUAGGAAUAGAGGACUGUGCCCUCCGUUUCCCCACCAAAAAGAGAGUAUUGCUCUGCUCGCAGCCCCACACGUUUGGGGAGGAAGAGGGGGAGCAACACUGUGCUUACAUGGAUUGCCCUCCCUUUCUACUUCCAGAUAGGGGCCCGUGGUCAAGACCUUGAAUGUAUGCACCAAGAGAAUAGCUGGGGAAGAUACAGGGACCUUUUGACCAUAAGGGUUGCUCUCUUUUUCCUCCUUCCCAAGCCCUGUGUGGCACUCGUACCUACAGGAGAAGUUUCUGAAACAUCGGGUGGGCAGGAGGAUGAUAGGUGGAUGCCAGUUCUCUCCAGGAGCCACUGUUCACACAGGUAGCAAAGCAACUAAUUGUGCCCUAGGGAAGCGGGCGCAGGGUGGUGGCAGUGGGUGGGUGAAGGUAGCUCUGGUUUCAGCGGAACCCGCCUUUGUGACAUCACCAGCUGUUCAUACGAUGGUAGGAAAUAAAACUUACUUGUUCUCCCUUCCCCAUAGCAGGCUUCAGAUUUUCCCCACAUACACUUGGGUGGAAAGCGGUGAUGUAGGACACAGCCUCCCCUCUGCCUAAAGCAACCUCUGGCUUAAUGCGCACCUGUUUAUAUGUAUAUUAUAUAUAUGGAGAGAGAAAGAGAGAGAGAAAGAGAUAUAAUUUUUGUUCUGGUUUUUCCCUUCCUGUACCUCCUAUCCUACAAACCCCAUUUUGUAACACUUGCCCCCAGCUGUCCCCCUCCACUGCCACUGGAUCCAGGGAGAUGCUCUGCAGAAAGUGUGACAGUCAACAAUGGCUUGCUUGCCUUGCCUUCUUUAAAAUAAAAUUAAA